Messenger RNA from Peronospora matthiolae, 552 nucleotides. The record is from the annotation of a GenBank genome assembly. NCBI's taxonomy places the organism in Eukaryota, Oomycota, Peronosporomycetes, Peronosporales, Peronosporaceae.
AUGGAAGGGCGAGGCACAGCACAGGAGGGGCAUGCUGAAGAAAAGAGUAAAGAUAGAGCGCCGCCUGUGGACCAGGCGGCAGCUCUCGCAAGAGUGCUCAAGAUGCUGAUAGACAGCCGUUUUGGUCAAAUCGAUGCUCGUCAAAAUGGGAGCAGCUGCUUUGGAAGCGCUUCAAAGUCUCCUCCUUUGCCAGCAGAUGUCCCUCACACAGCACCGCGAGGUCAAGGACCGGCCACAAUUGGUCGUGCAACAUCUGAACUUGGUGGAGGACUCACACUAAAUGAGCUUGGUGACAGUGGAUUUGGAGCAAAAAAUGUCUUAAAGGGUCGGGGAGAGAACACGCCUAUUGGAAGACACUCGGUCUAUAAAUCUCCAAACAUGGCACCAUCGGGAACGAACAAGAUUCCCAAGCUUGUGAUAGAUAAUUUACGGGAGAAGAGCAGUGCACAAGCCUCGAAACAGGAUUCAAGCAGUGAGGGUACACAUUCCUCGAGGCGAUCGAGAUGGACGAGAUUCAGAUUCAGUUUGCGUGGAGAGAACGCCUCAAAGUAG